Benincasa hispida (wax gourd) is the source of this 713-nucleotide messenger RNA. RefSeq names its product transcription repressor OFP1-like. Lineage: Eukaryota; Viridiplantae; Streptophyta; Magnoliopsida; Cucurbitales; Cucurbitaceae. Gene Ontology annotation, biological process: negative regulation of DNA-templated transcription. The record is from RefSeq and is a predicted model, not a curated record.
CCAAAUUCCAAUACUCUUCUCUUAAAAAAAAAAAAAAAAAAAAAAAGGAAAAAGAAAAAAAACCAAAAUCCAGAUCUUUCAACUUCAACAACAAUGGCGGCUCGCCGGAGAAAUCUCCAACUCACUUCCCUCUCCGUCGAUCUCAACAUUUGCAGACCUAAGCUCUCUCACCUCUUCCACCACCUCAAACCGAAGCCCUCUGUCAAAUCCCCCAACCACCACCACUUCUCCACCGACUCCGAUUCGCCUCCCUUCUCCGACUCCGAAUCCGAAACCAGAACCUCCAUCACGUUCCGAGGCUUCGGCCGGAGCGGCGGCGAGAGCGUGGCGGUGGAGAAGGAUUCGGACGAUCCGUACCUUGAUUUCCGGCAUUCGAUGGUUCAAAUGAUUCUGGAGAACGAGAUUUACUCGAAGGAAGAUUUGCGAGGGCUUCUUCGAUGUUUCUUGCAGUUGAAUUCUCCUUGUCACCAUGGAAUUAUUGUUAGGGUUUUUUCUGAGAUUUGGGACUCUGUUUUCCGCUUUUGAUGAUCAAUUCUAGCCGUCCGAUUAACAGCUCCUCUUCCCUCUCUUCAUCUUUGGUUGAAAAGAGUUUUAUAUUUAUUCUUUUUUUUCUUCCAACUGUAUAAAUCUCUACCACUUUUCUGUUUUUAUUUUAUUUCAACUCAUGAACUCAAGUGGUUCUCUCCCACUUUAACAUCCCCAUUUUUCUUUCA